UGCUGCUCGUGUCGUGCAGCAUGGCUAUGGGCAUGGCUGCAGGGGGUCUCCUCAUGACAGGAGCGUUGUGGUGCCUAAUGAGCCAGCGUGCUCAGGGAUCGGGGCUCAUUGUGCACACACGAGAUGGACGUGUCAGCGGCGCACCUGUCACAUGGCAGGGUCAUUCGUUACGUGCCUUCUAUGCCAUCCCUUUUGCAUUACCUCCCCUGGAAGAACUCCGAUUCCAACCUCCCAUAAACCCAAGGCCGUGGAAACACAUCUUGAGCGCUGCGCAAGGGAUGUCUGCCCCGUGCAUGCAACGACUCGGCGAGUCCCGAUUACCAAUCCACGUGAAAUCCCUUCAGAACGCUUCGGAGGACUGUCUCUACUUGAACGUAUGGACUCCCGCUAAGGAUGAUAAGAAAUGGCCAGUUGUGGUCGUCAUUCACGGUGGAUUUUUCAGUACCGGUUCCACAUCAUCGCCGCUCUACGAUGGGUUAACGCUCGCAGCCAUCGGAAAGGUUGUCGUCGUAUCUAUGAACUAUCGGCUCGGUGUCUUUGGAUUUCUCGAUGCUAGUCACAAGGACGCACCAGGUAACGUCGGCUUGCAAGAUCAGAAACUAGCUUUGAUAUGGGUCAAACGGAACGUGGCAUUUUUCGGUGGUGAUCCCGGUCGCGUAACACUGCUUGGCGUCAGUGGUGGUGCGGUGUCCGUCGGAGCUCACCUAGCAUCACCUGGAAGUCGUGGUUUAUUUCACGCAGCUGUCAUUGACGGCGCGUGCGCUUACAGUCCAGGAUUCGUGGAAAGUAGCUACAGAAGCUUAAUACGUGCCAACAAGCUAGCAACGAUAGUUGGCUGUGCCAGAUUGGGUAUGGACUUGAACUCGCACCCAGGAAAGGUCCUCUUGUGUUUACGAACAAAACCUGCAGCCGAAAUUCUUCUCGCUCAGGAAGAGGUGGCAAAGAAUGACUGGACUUCAUUCUAUGUCACGUAUGGGAAUCCGGUCUUGCCAAAGCGGCCUCAGCAGUCCAAGCAUCUUAAUGUUCCUCUUUUGAUCGGUACAGCCUCUAAUGAAGGGAGUAUUUUUAUUUCUCCACGACCUCAGGACACUGAGCGCGUCAGCAACCGUUCGGAGGCACUCAAGUAUGCAACUACACUCCUGUCGCAGUUUGAUAUUCAGGUGCCUUCAACUGGGGCUCGACUUGAACCCUAUUUAACGGACACACCCAAGGACCCUAGGACAUUGGCUUCAGACAUAUUUGGUGAUGCGGUGCUCCAGUGCCCAUGUCAACAGUUCGCCGCUGACCAUGCAGCCAGCGGAAAUCAAGUAUAUGUCUACCGCUUCUGUUACCCCACCCCGUCGUUGAAUGUGCCUGAAUGGAUGGGAGUGCCUCAUUCGGCUGCCUUCUGGUUCAUCAGCGGGGUACCUCUAAGGAUGUCCGACAGGUUCCAAGACGAGGACAAGCAGCUGAGCCACCAUAUAAUUCGACUCCUCGGAUAUUUCGCUAAACAUAAGAAUCCAGGUACCUUCUUAGAACACGAUUGGCCAGCAUUUACGAGCAAGAAGGAUCCCAUCAUGCACCUGCAUCCUUCUACUCCUGGAAUGCGCCAAGACGAGCGUAGCCGUUACUGCGAGUACUGGACAACUGCCUAAGCAUUAAAACUCCCUCACA
Messenger RNA from Ornithodoros turicata, 1653 nucleotides. RefSeq names its product cholinesterase-like. The transcript has 3 exons. Gene Ontology annotation, biological process: choline metabolic process; acetylcholine catabolic process. Gene Ontology annotation, cellular component: plasma membrane. Bases 21 to 1634 code for a protein of 537 amino acids. The record is from RefSeq and is a predicted model, not a curated record. Gene Ontology annotation, molecular function: acetylcholinesterase activity. NCBI's taxonomy places the organism in Eukaryota, Metazoa, Arthropoda, Arachnida, Ixodida, Argasidae.